Colius striatus (speckled mousebird) is the source of this 1833-nucleotide messenger RNA. It is a transcript of the gene SCARA5, whose product is annotated as scavenger receptor class A member 5. Gene Ontology annotation, molecular function: ferritin receptor activity. Gene Ontology annotation, cellular component: plasma membrane. The record is from RefSeq and is a predicted model, not a curated record. The coding region runs from base 232 to 1710 and encodes 492 amino acids. The transcript has 9 exons. Lineage: Eukaryota; Metazoa; Chordata; Aves; Coliiformes; Coliidae. Gene Ontology annotation, biological process: iron ion transmembrane transport.
CCCGGCUGUGCGCAUCGCCCAGCCGCGGGGACACCCUCCAUGGGAGGCUGGCGGGGAGCGGCGGCCCCUGCGCGCCCGUGGGGAGCUGGUGGUGAGGUCGGGGGCUCCCCCUGCUCUCCUUAUCCUCCUAUCCCGACAGCCAUGGCACAGCCCGGGGACUGAGGGAGAAGAAGGGGGAAGGAGACAGGGGAAACUCGGUCCCGCGUUGGUCCGGCACGCAGCAGCAGGACAAUGGAGAACAAAGCCAUGUAUCUUCACACCUUCAGUGAGAGGGAGAAUGGCUCCAUCUUUGAGGAGCCUUUCGAGGGAAGGAACCUCUCCAAACUGAACCUCUGUGAGGAUGGUCCUGGGAGGAGGAUGAAGGUAACAGGAUGUUGUGGCCGGCUGGGGUCCUUGGCAGCACUGAAAUACGCUGUGGUGGGACUCUACCUUCUCGUCUUUCUCAUCCUUGUUGGUGUCUUCAUCCUCGCAGUCUCCAGGCCACAGACAUCCCCCGAGGAUCUGAAGGUGCUGAUGGGGAACGUCAACCGCCUCAACGAGAGCUUUCGGGACAUGCAGCUGAAGCUGCUGCACCUACCUCUAAAGGGGGACGUGCUGGAUCACAUCUGGAGACUCCAGGACCUUCUGCAGAACCACUCAGACUCCUUGUUCCUCAUGACUGGAUCGCUGCAGAAGCUGGAAGGACUUCUCUGGAGCCUGCAGACCCAGGCCAGCCAAACCGACAAGGCAGUGUCCAGCCUCUGGGACAGCCUGUCCCAGCAGAGUGACGCAGCUCAGCAGGAGACGUACAAGCUCUCCGUGGAAGGCAACAGCAGCCGGCUGCUGCUGCAGCACCAUGAGCACCUCCUGAGCCACCUGGGCAGCAGGGUAGAGAGCCUGAGUGACCAGGUGGCGACCGUGAGCGGGGCUGUGGAUGCCAUGAACAGGACCUUCUCCUACGACGUGAGCAUCCACCAUACCCGCAUCCAGGACCUGCAGGUGCUGAUCAGCAAUGCCACCGAAGACGCCCGGCAGAUGCGUCUCAUCCACAUAGCCAUGGAGGAGCAGCUGAAGCAUGAGCUGGCCAUCCUCAACAAUGUGACAGAGGACCUAAGGCUGAAGGACUGGGAGCACUCUGUCGCGCUGAAGAACAUCUCUGUGAUACGGGGGCCACCAGGACCCAAAGGAGACCAAGGCAAUGAAGGGAUGGAGGGUGAACCUGGUCUUCCCGGCCUGCCUGGCCUGCAAGGUCUGCCUGGGGAGAGAGGACCACCAGGACCAAGGGGCUUGAAAGGCGACCAAGGAGACCUUGGCCCUCCAGGUCCAGUGGGGAUGCGAGGGUUCAAAGGUGACCGAGGCCCGAAGGGAGAGAAGGGGGAUCGAGGUGGGGGCACAGCAGCAGCGGUGGAGGAGGGAACAAUUCGGCUGGUGAAUGGCUCUGGCUCCCAUGAGGGACGGGUGGAGGUCUUCUACGACCGGCGUUGGGGCACGGUCUGUGAUGAUGGCUGGGACAAAAAGGAUGGAGACGUGGUGUGCCGGAUGCUGGGCUUCCGAGGUGCUGAGGAGGUGUAUCGCAUGGCUCGAUUUGGCCAAGGUAUGGGAAGGAUCUGGAUGGACGACGUCUCUUGCACAGGGACAGAGCAGAGCCUUCUGCACUGCAGCUUCUCCAGCUGGGGCAAGACCAACUGUGGCCAUGCCGAGGAUGCUGGCGUGAAGUGCCUGACACCGUGAUGGGGGCUGGGGAAGACACCCCCAGUCUGGCUGCAGGUCUAGGGGUGGUUCAGCCUCCCCAUGGAUCUCACCUGGGCUUCCUGAAAUGGUUUUAUUACUACAGAAAUAAAUCCCUUUUUAUGA